This is a messenger RNA of Emericellopsis atlantica, 432 nucleotides long. RefSeq lists its product as uncharacterized. The record is from RefSeq and is a predicted model, not a curated record. The transcript has 2 exons. The coding region runs from base 1 to 432 and encodes 143 amino acids. NCBI's taxonomy places the organism in Eukaryota, Fungi, Ascomycota, Sordariomycetes, Hypocreales, Bionectriaceae.
AUGGGCUCUCCUGAGCGCGAAAGGAAAACAUCCUUCCCAGCUCCAGGCACGGUGCUACCAGUGCCAGGAACCACUCCUACCACCCCCUACUCCGCCGUCUUUCUAAACCGCCGCUUCUCUGUGGCACCCGCGAGCAGUCCUCUGAGCCCACGUUCACCCACCUCGAGCCGUCGAGGGUCGCAAGUCCGCUCCGAACUUGCUCGAGAGUUCAUCACUAGGGAUCGCGCGUUGCAGCAGCUCCCGAUAUUGGGCUCGAUUCUGGUCCAAACGAAGCGGCCCAUUCAGUACGACGAGACGAUUCUUCUACCGGUACCUUACCCUAGCGCCUGGACGGAGACCAUCCGCUACAUUGAGACACACAACGCUGAGCACUUGUCUGAGUCUGUAAAGGUGAACAUUCUCAAUCUUGGCGGAAAGUUGCCCUGCGUGUGA